GUGGGACCGCGCGCUCCUGCGCUGAAGCCCCGUGCGCGCGCGCCGCCGCUCCUCUUCUCGUGAUCCGCCAUUAGCGCCGCCGCGGUGCACGCCACGCCAAAAUGCAGAUUUUCGUGAAAACGCUGACGGGUAAAACCAUCACACUCGAGGUCGAGCCGUCGGAUACUAUUGAAAAUGUCAAGGCAAAGAUCCAGGACAAAGAAGGGAUUCCUCCGGACCAGCAGAGGCUGAUCUUCGCUGGGAAGCAGCUGGAGGACGGACGCACGCUGUCGGACUACAACAUACAGAAGGAGUCCACGCUUCACCUGGUGCUCCGUCUGCGCGGCGGAGCCAAGAAGAGGAAGAAGAAGUCCUACACCACACCCAAGAAGAACAAGCACAAGAGGAAGAAGGUCAAGCUGGCGGUGCUCAAGUACUACAAGGUGGACGAGAACGGGAAGAUCCACCGUCUGCGGCGCGAGUGUCCGGCCGACGAGUGCGGCGCUGGAGUCUUCAUGGCCAGUCACUUCGACAGACAUUACUGUGGAAAGUGCUGUCUGACCUACUGCUUCAACAAACCUGAGGAUAAAUAAUCAAUAAAACACACAGAUCAUCAUC
Labeo rohita (rohu) is the source of this 597-nucleotide messenger RNA. RefSeq names its product ubiquitin-40S ribosomal protein S27a. Bases 102 to 572 code for a protein of 156 amino acids. Gene Ontology annotation, biological process: protein ubiquitination; translation; modification-dependent protein catabolic process. NCBI's taxonomy places the organism in Eukaryota, Metazoa, Chordata, Actinopteri, Cypriniformes, Cyprinidae. Gene Ontology annotation, cellular component: ribosome; cytoplasm; nucleus. The record is from RefSeq and is a predicted model, not a curated record. The transcript is spliced from 6 exons. Gene Ontology annotation, molecular function: protein tag activity; structural constituent of ribosome; ubiquitin protein ligase binding.